Perca fluviatilis (European perch) is the source of this 1520-nucleotide messenger RNA. It is a transcript of the gene tmem119b, whose product is annotated as transmembrane protein 119b. The transcript has 2 exons. Lineage: Eukaryota; Metazoa; Chordata; Actinopteri; Perciformes; Percidae. Gene Ontology annotation, cellular component: plasma membrane. Gene Ontology annotation, biological process: positive regulation of osteoblast differentiation; positive regulation of bone mineralization; ossification. The coding region runs from base 163 to 1002 and encodes 279 amino acids. The record is from RefSeq and is a predicted model, not a curated record.
GCAGAAGUAGCGUGGCUCGCCGAACAUUAGCUACUCUCUGCUGUGCUCUCUCUCGCUCUCUCUCAGUUCACUUUUUCCAGACUGGUUUCACGUAUCCUCUCCAUCAGAGGCGAUUCCAACAGAGACUUCUUCUUCUGCAGUGGAUGAUCCUGAGGGGAAACCAUGCUCCCAAUGGCCCUUCGUCUAAUUGGUCUGUGUGUGGUCUUCUGCAUCAGCAGCAGCUUGGCCACACCACUACCCUUUUACAGUUCUAUAGAAGGAAGUACAGAUGAGGAAGAACUCAGUAACUUUACUUCCUCUCUGCCCACCAGCAACCUUUCCUCUGAGUACCAAACCACACCUGUUGGCCCCACCCAUGUGGAAACAGACUUUCUGAAUCAAGUUGUGGACUUUCUGGAGGAGAACAUGCUCCUUAUCCUUGUUGCAGGCUCUUUCAUCCUUCUGCUCUUCCUUAUUAUCUGUGGGUCAAUUAUCAUGAGCCGCAGGCGCAAAGUCAAUGCCUACUACCCUUCCUCUUACCCCUCAAAAAUGUAUGUAGACCACAGGGACAAAACAGGAGGUGCUAAACUCUUUAAUGAAGUGCCAGAAAAACACGCUCCCGAGCAGGAAAGUGAGCCAGUGGACUCUCACAAGCAGCUCCAGGCAGACAUUAUGAGGGCUACCAAGAGGCUGCGCACACCAAAUAAAUGUGUUGAUGCUGCAGAGGGAGGUGACUCCAGUGAGAAAGUGGCAGACCACAGUCCUGAGGACAGCUCUCAACCAGAUGGCAACAUCCUGGACCAGCAGCUACCAAGUCUCCCUGAGGAAAAGGAGCUGUGUGAGCUUUCUGAAAGUGAAGAAGCAGCAGGAAGCCCUGAGCUGAAUCCUCCAGAGCAGCUUCAUCCAGAGGAAGCGAAUUUACAGGAGCCUGAAACUGGCAGGAGUGUCCGGCCCUCCUCUCUGCACAUUCACAAUGACUCUGCUACACUUCAGCUGAUUGCGGGAGAGAAAACUGCCUUCUAACUAUUCUGAACACUGACCUGAAUGUAUAUCUUUUAACACUUUGAAUCCAUGAGUGGCAAUUUGUGCAGUAAGUUUACAAAAAUGUCUACAAGUUUAUCAAGGGAAAAGAAAGGUUGCUAAAUUCCAAUCAAAGUGUUGUGAGUUUUUUUUUUUUUUUUGCAAUAUUGUAGCAGCCAGUUGCUUUGCUCUGACUGGAUGUAUAUUUCAUGCCAUAUUAUAAACAUCUUACUUAGAGUAACGUCAUUAACUUCUAGUACAAAACUGAUUUCUUUUUAUGGGGUGUUUUGUGUUGUUUAAGGACAUCUUGCUCAGUGUUUAAUUCCUAAAACAAUUAUCCCAAAUACUUUGUCCUGCUGUGCAAAACGUAUUGACGAUGUUUUACAGAGAAGUAUUUGCAUGUUUAAGAUUAGUCAAUAAUAGAAAACCAAUGCCUGAGAAUAGUUUUGGUUUCAGGAUACUUUUAUUGCAGACUGUCAAGGAAGCAUUACUAAAUAAUCAUAAAUAACACUUAAAACCAA